Messenger RNA from Punica granatum (pomegranate), 1379 nucleotides. NCBI's taxonomy places the organism in Eukaryota, Viridiplantae, Streptophyta, Magnoliopsida, Myrtales, Lythraceae. The record is from RefSeq and is a predicted model, not a curated record.
CCUUCCCCAUUCUCCACAUCACACCUCUCCUCUCCGCUCUUAUACGAAGGCGACAACGGCAUAGUAAAGCAGUGGCGCAGAAGCGCUUUCCGAUAGGCCGAUUCCGAAAUGGCUGUCAACGUUAGGGCGAGGAGAGUCAGUGACCUGUUCGGCAGCGAGGCAAAGGCCCGGCUUGUCGGAGGUGGAGGGGGCCGCGAUCCCCGCCACCUCAGCUACGCCAGCAGCGGGAGCGAGCACGAGGCCGAGUGCGACUCCCCGUGCCUGUCCGAGCUCGUGUACGGCUUCCUCGAGGACGACGAUGACUCGGCGUCAGGGGCCGGGGCGUCCCCGGACUACGACUCGGACUCUGACCGGGCCGACUUGGUCGCCGACUGUACGGACGAGGUCGAGGGCGUCGUCCGGCAGGCCUUAUCCGGCAAUGUGGACUCCUACGGGAGGCUGCUCCACGGGCACGUGCUGGCGGCGGCGGAGGCGUUCAAGUGCCUGAGAUCGGACAAGGCUCUCUUCCGGCGGAGGGUUAUGAUCGCCCUGCGGGAGAUCGGACACAAUGCGGCGAUCUGCAAGACGAGGUGGUCCGCCUCCGGCGGACUCAACGCCGGCAACCACGAGUUCGUCGACGUGAUCCAACCCGCCGGAUGGCCGUCCGGGCUUCCGCGGCAGCUGGAGCAGGAGCAGAUCCGGUACCUGGUCGACGUGGACUUCGCCGGCGAGUUCGAGGUCGCCCGGCCGACGGAUCAGUACUCCAAGCUCCUAAACCUCCUACCUAGGGUCUUCGUCGGACGGGGCGACGACCUGAAGCGGAUAGCGCGGGCGAUGUCCGCUGCCGCCAAGCGGUCGCUCAAGAGCCGGGGCCUCUCCCUCCCGCCCUGGAAGAAGAACCGGUACAUGCAGAACAAGUGGCUCGGCCCGUACCGCCGGACGGUGAACCCAACCCCUGCGGGUUCCUUGACACCAGCGGUGUCUUCCGUCAAGUGCCGGGCGGUCGGCUUCGACGACGCGAUCAACGGCCCCAUGUCCGUACGAACGAGAUAAAACGCGGAGCCGGUGGGCUAAACAUAAAAAAUAAGAUAACUUAUCCGAAAAUCUUUUCGGGAUUUGUUUUGAAUUAUUAAUAGAUCUGGGGGCUCUUUUGUAAAUAAAAAUAAUGAGAUAGGAUUAUAUACAAUAGAGUAGUGCUUUUACGCGGCAAAUGAACGUCGGGUCGGGGGGUGUUGGCGGCGGACAGUAAGGGCCCGAUCACGUGUGACGCGGAAGCUAGUGUGACCGUUGUGCCCUAAUAUAAGUACUGAUCACAGUCGACGUUUUUUCUCAAAUUUUUUCGCAUUAUUCUUUCGAUGAGAUUAAAAUUGGAACAUGAAGAUCUGCGAUCGGGUGUCAAA